AUGUCAUCAUCGCCUGCCGCUACUUCUUACUCUUACACUUCUCCGAAAUUUACUUGCACAAGCCCAGUGAAUAUUGCUGUCAUCAAAUAUUGGGGAAAGGAGAAUGAAGAAGAACAUAUUCCACUCAACUCAUCUCUCAGCGCUACUUUGAACCAAGAUGAUUUAAAAACUACUACCACAGUUCAAGCUAGUACCGAAUUUACUUGUGAUGAGUUGAUUCUCAAUGGAAAGAAGGAAGAUGUUCAAGGAAGUAAACGUAUCCAAAGAGUGUUCCGUUACAUUCGUGAGGCUGCUACUGCAAAGUGGUAUACUGAACGUCCAAAUAAGGAUCAAGAAAUUUAUGUUCAUAUCGACUCUACAAAUAACUUCCCUACAGCAGCUGGUCUUGCUUCCAGUGCAAGCGGUUAUUGUUGUUUGGUUUAUGCUUUGGGUCAAUUAUUUGAAGUUAAGACAGACUUGAGUAUUAUUGCUAGAUUAGGAAGUGGUAGCGCUUGUAGAUCUUUAUAUGGCGGUUUUGUUGCUUGGGAAAAGGGAACAGAUCAUGAAACAAGCAAAGCUGUUCAAGUAACAGAUGAAUUUGAUGAAUUUUCAAAACAAACUAAUAUUGUGAUUUGUGUGGUCAGCGAUCGACAAAAACAUACUCCAUCAACUUCUGGUAUGCAACAAUCAGUAUUGACUAGUGAAAAGUUGAAAGUGAGAGCAAGUGAAAUUGUGCCACAAAGAAUGAUCGAAAUGGAAAAAGCUUUGAAGAACAAGGACUUUAACACUUUUGCUAGAUUGACCAUGGAUGAUUCAGAUAACAUGCAUGACUGUUGUGCUGAUACCAAACCACCAAUUUAUUACAUGAAUGACACCUCCAAACAAGUUGUUCAAUUAGUGAACGAUUUCAAUGCUUUUGACGAUGGAAAUGGAACUCAAAAUUUGAAGGCUGCCUAUACUUUUGAUGCUGGUCCAAAUGCUGUAUUGUUUUUCCCAAGCAAGGAAAUUACAAACAAGUUUUUGGCAAUUUUGCACGCAUUCUUCCCUCCAUCCAACCAAGAACAAUUCUUCACAAAGGAGCCAUUUGUUACUGAGAUGAAGCAAUACACCGAUUUGGUAGAGUCAUUCAAAAAGACAACUUCUGUUCAGGUAAGCCCUGAUGGUUUGAGAUAUCUCAUUCACACCACAGUUGGUGCUGGUCCAAAGGUUGUUUCUAAGGAAUAA
Messenger RNA from Naegleria lovaniensis, 1203 nucleotides. RefSeq lists its product as uncharacterized. Bases 1 to 1203 code for a protein of 400 amino acids. The transcript has a single exon. The record is from RefSeq and is a predicted model, not a curated record. Gene Ontology annotation, biological process: isopentenyl diphosphate biosynthetic process, mevalonate pathway; isoprenoid biosynthetic process. Gene Ontology annotation, cellular component: cytosol. Lineage: Eukaryota; Heterolobosea; Eutetramitea; Acrasida; Naegleriidae. Gene Ontology annotation, molecular function: ATP binding; diphosphomevalonate decarboxylase activity.